Lymnaea stagnalis (great pond snail) is the source of this 5065-nucleotide messenger RNA. The record is from the annotation of a GenBank genome assembly. NCBI's taxonomy places the organism in Eukaryota, Metazoa, Mollusca, Gastropoda, Lymnaeidae.
GCGCAUGCUCUGUGUGAAAUUCCUGGUGUUGCCGAUCAACAGUAAACAAAUAAAAUUCGAAAAGACGAUUGUAAUAUUUUUUCAAAAUGUUUGACGUUGCUCUAUCGUCAGCCGGUGCCCACAUUGCACUAGCAACAUCAAGUGACGAAAAACAUCCACCAGAGAAUAUAAUUGAUGGGUGGGUGAAUUGAUGUAAAUACUAAUUUAUACAGACAAUAUAGCUAAAGUAAAGGCCUGCCCGGUUACCGCCCUGCGCCUAUCGGCCUAUCAUUGCCUAUGCCUAUACGAUGACAAAUCUCCACCCCACUCCCCCUAAAAAAAAUAUUUAAAAGGCUGAUUAUUAUUCUUCACCCCUUGACGUCAUUUGCGUGUUUAUUUAAUUUUUGUGCAGGAGUCAUUCCCCUUUGUUGAUUUUAUUGUUGGAGGAAGUGCCGAUGACAUGUUUUUUAUUAUUAUUUUGAUUGGUUGAUUAUUUAUAAUUUUUAAAUUAUCAUAGGUUGGCUAAUUAUCAUAUUUUAUUUAUGCUACCAUCUUUGAAACAUGUUAGCCCAAUCCCGGCUGUUGCGCUCUAUUCAUUUGUGCAUGUUAUUUUAUUUGGAAUCUGAAAUAAAGUGUGUAAAAAGUGUAUUUUAUGAAACUUUAAGUUGGGUUUUAAUUAUGUCAUAUUUAAAAAAAAUAUUUUUGGCCAUUUUUUUGUUGGCUUUUGUUCAUGUUCGGCGACCUGACGAAGAAGUUCUCGAGAUAUUCGUCUGGCGACCAAGUCACAUGACUGCCAUAACAAAGUUGCGUAAGAUAUUUGUCAAUCAGUCUUGUCAUGUGACUGCUAAUAGUCGAUCAGAAAAAUGGCAUUGGAGAGCUUUAUAAGAUAUUUAACUGAUUAACUACCGAUUGAAAAACAAGCGUUGGCUGAAUUAAAUCUAGGUCACAUUUAAUACAAUUCAAACAUUGGCGCUCCCAGCGGCUCAUGGCAAUAACGGAAUAAAGGCCGAGCCGCUCCCACCGGCUCAUGGUAAUAACGGAAUAAAGGCCGAGCCGCUCCCACCGGCUCAUGGUAGUUAACCAGUUAAACCAAGAUAACAAGCUUUUUUUUUCUUUUUUUUUCUGAAGUUAGAUUCAAUAGACUAGUAUAUGGGCCUACUAAUAUUAUACUAGUUUUAAUUUGAAGUCAAAAGCUUAUGAUACACUUUAUGUAUCUCAGAGCAUUUGAAAAUAUUAACAUAUUCUGUAUUUAUUUAUAAUCUAGGGAUCGGCUGAAUAAUAUAUAUAUAUAUAUAUCUAUAUAUAUACACAAUAUUAAAAUACUAUAUGCAAUGCAACUAUUUUGCAGGCGAACUCUUGUCACAUGACAUGUCUGUCGGAAUAAUACCACCAACUAGUCAUCUGGUGGUCACAUGACAUGCCCGCCGGAAGAAUAUCUCCCGCACUAUUUGUUAGGUCGCUGGACGUGUUAGACAUUGCCAAAGAAAAAUUGGAAAAUCAUUACUUUUAGAGGCUAAUUGAAAAGAAAUAAAAUGUUCAUUGUAUUUUAAUUAAAUAUGCUACAGUUAAAUUUAAUAUAAAUGCUAAUAUUUAGAAAAGGUAGGUAGAAGUCUUUUUUAGAAAUAAAAGUGAAAGCAUGAAAUUAUUUUUAAAGAUAAUAAUAAAAUCAUUCAUUAAGAGCUGUCCUGUAUGUGAUAAAAUGUAAUGAGGAUGCUCUGCCUGGCAUUUUCUGGAUAGACUCCUUUACAGACUUCUUUGUCUUGUUUAUGAAUCCCACAAACUCUCCUUCAUAAAGUUUGUCUACAUGCUCUACAUCCGAAAUUGCCUCAUUUGCAAUGGAAGGAAUUCCAAGGCCUGCAAUAGAAAAUUGAAAUUUUACCUUGUACCAGAAAAAAGCCAAGAAAUAUCAUCUAAUCAUAAUCCUGAAUGUACAAAAUUUUUUUUUCUUUUUAAAAUUUUGUUUAAAACUCCGUAGAGCUAGACCUAUGUAACAAUAACAUAUUGGCUAGGCCUAAUUUUAUUAAUGAUAUUGUCGUAACUUACAUGAGUAUGUCUAUGAGUAAUGUCAUUAAUGAGAGAUUAACAAUUAUUAUUACUGUAAAUGUGUAUGCCUACCUUCGCAAAAUGUAUUAACGUAAAUUGAUACUAUGACUAUAUAUAUUAUAAUAAAAUUAAAUUAUUUAUGUUAAUCAAGGGACAAGACUACCGUAUUUUCCGGCCUAUAAGACAACUUUUUAACCCAUGAAAAUCUUUUCAAAAGUUGAGGGUCGUCUUAAAAGCCGAGGAUCGUCUUAUGAGCUGGUGUACAGCCAAACCCUAGAUUUAACAGGAAAAGUAGGGGGUCGUCUUAUACACCCAGUAGUCUUAUAUGCCGGAAAAUAUGGUAAUCCAAAAUUCACCUGACUUCGUAAAGUAAAAUUAUUAAAAACUCUUUAGUUUAUUGGGUUGUAUUAAUUUCUAAUAAUAAUAUCGUAAAAACUGUUUCACCUUCAUUAAUUGAUCAAGCCUCCACGGAUUUUUGAAGAUGAACAAUAAUGAACAUAUUUUUAUAUCUUUAUAUUGAAUUAUAAGGCCAUUUCCGACAACUCAAUUUAUUUUUUGAUUUGGGUUAGCUGGUGACAACUGAAAUUUUCAUUUUACGCUUUAAAAUGCAUAACUUUUUUGGGAAAUUGCUAUUAUUAACAAAAUAAAGUUAUUCCCGUUUGUGAACAAAUCAAGCAGUGGCAUGUUAAAGCGCUAUGUUCUUCAAGUUUGCAUUAAGAAAUAACAAACUAUUAAUGACAUACCGAUAAGUAAAACUAAAUAAGCUGCCAGUCACAAAUGCACCGUACUGUACUGUAAAAAUGAUAUCAACGUGUUUGGAAAAAUAUGGGCUCUACAUCAUUGAUGACAAAAUAGUUAAUUAUUAGAAAACUGUGACAUAAAACCCAAAAAAUGGAAAACAUCACUGAGCUGAGUGUGAAAUGGCCACAAAGCGCAGAACGUAUGCCCGAGUGAGUUUCAUAAUACCUAUUAAAUGACUUAGAAAAAAUUAUUUUUCUAUAAAAUAUAUUUCAACAUAACAUUGACUUAUGCCAUAUUAAUUAAUGGGAUUAUUGACAUUGUCAUUCGUACACAAGCUUCAAAAUUCAUGAUUGAAUAUUCACAAAUGCAAAUCUUAUAAUCUUAUAUGUCAUUAUGACUGAUUAUAAGAUUCAUAAUCAACAUUUAGUCUGGGAUGAUGACUGGCUUAUCGAAAGUGUAAUUCUAAUAAACAUUAUUAAAAUUUGCCUGCAGUUUGCUUAAAAAUUAAUUGAACAGUAUUGAUAUAUAUGUUAACAAAGAUUUAUAGUAGGUAUGUGCAAACAUUGUGCUCAAAAGGCAAGAUUUCUUUUAAGAGCAUGAUGGUGUGCCAGGCAGCAGGAUACAUUUGAGGAUUCGGGGUUUGAUUGAGAAAUAGUAAAUUAAUGAUAUCAUCUUUUUAUUUUUGCAUUUAAGCUUAUUUACAUUUAAUAUUAAUAAAUGUUUUCAAGAAAGUGAUAAUCAAGAUACAUAGUUCAAACUAAAAUUCUUUUAGUUAAAGUUAAAUUUUAUUAUUAAAAGUUUAGAUUGACAUGUUUAAAAAAAAUGUAUUUGCAUAUAGUCACUUAUUUAUAAAAAGAAAAUUAAUAUUUAAAAAAAUUGUCUUGUUAUUAAGAUUAGAAAUCUCACCAAUCACUAGUUUAUAUAUUUUCAGAAAUGCAGAAACAUUCUGGUCAACCACAGGCAUGUUCCCUCAAGAGGUUGUUAUUAGAUUUCAGACUUUGAUGAAAAUUACAAAUAUUCAUAUAUGCUCAUAUAAUAGUAAGUCAACUUAUAAAGGUUUUGAGAUUUAAAUAACUUGCCAAAUUCAUUAGAUACAUAACACUAAUGAGUGAUUGAUUUUGAUUACUUUAGCAUAAUCCUACUCUUCAAUUGGUAGCUUUUGUAAUUAAAAAAAAAAUCUUGUGGAACAUAAAAGCUACAAAUUAACUUUUGCCAUAUUUUCUUAAUAGUUUUGAAAGUUAGACUAGAAGCUUCAGAAAAUGAUGACAACAAAUUUGAUGUUAUUGCUGAAAGAGGUUUGUAUAAAACACUUAUUACAUUUAAGUAAACAAUAAUGAUUGUUUUGAAUUCGAUGUGGAAUUCUUAUUUUUAAAAAAGGCAUAAGCUUUGAGGUUUGACUUUUCAUACUAUUAGUACUAUGAAUAUUUACACUGGGUGUGAAGGAUUUUACACAAUAAGGAUGUGAAUGUAUGUUAAUGUACCGAAAUGGGACUUCAAUUAUAUUAAAUAUUCAAGUGUGAAUGUAACGUGUCUUUAAUGAUUGGAGUGUAAAUCUAUGUUAAAUUUUGGUUGUGAAUAUUUGUUGAAUAUAUCACAAGGGGAUGUGAGUCUAUAUUAACAGCUGGGAUGAGAAUUACAUUACGUUUUUAGGGUUAGUAUGUGCAGUAUUUUAAUCUUUUUUUUAAUAAUAGUUGAGAUGUGAAUGUGUGUUAACAAAUAAAAUGUGAAUAUGUGUUAACAAAUAAAAUGUGAAUGUGUGUUAACAAAUAAAAUGUGAAUGUGUGUUAACAAGUUAAUGUGAAUAAAUUUUAGCAGUACGUCUGUGAAUUGUUUAUUAUUGACACCCGGAGCCAUGUAUGGCAUUCCUACCUUUUUCUUUUCUCUCUACACGACAGAGUUAGAGGAGACAGAUUCCCAACUUCAGCAAGAAGAGAUUCAGAUUGGAGAGAAGAGAGCACUGAGCCUGAGGAUUGUCAUAGAAUCCGGCUACGAUCAUUUCAUCUCUUUACACAAAGUUGUUGUCUCUGGACAAGCUUUACAUUAACUAAGAGCAAUGAGUGUCAUAUAAUUCAUAAGAUGAAUGUUUUGAACAAUUUAAUCACUGUCUUAUUAUUGAAUGUUUGUAAAUUUCCAUGGUAGUCAGUUAUCCAUUAACCUGUGAAUAGAGUGAAUGAUGCAAGAAUACAAAAAAAUUGAACUUAACCAAUGGGAAACAUACUACCUAGUUAGUCAAAACUGUUGGCAUUUUCUCUGUGAUAUGUUAAUAUAAAAAACUAAUAAAUGAAUUUUAAAUUUUUCAAAA